Messenger RNA from Mercurialis annua (annual mercury), 2190 nucleotides. Its product is annotated as RNA-binding NOB1-like protein. Bases 73 to 1953 code for a protein of 626 amino acids. The transcript is spliced from 5 exons. Gene Ontology annotation, biological process: ribosomal small subunit biogenesis; maturation of SSU-rRNA. Gene Ontology annotation, cellular component: preribosome, small subunit precursor. Gene Ontology annotation, molecular function: RNA endonuclease activity. The record is from RefSeq and is a predicted model, not a curated record. NCBI's taxonomy places the organism in Eukaryota, Viridiplantae, Streptophyta, Magnoliopsida, Malpighiales, Euphorbiaceae.
CCUUAUAAAAUUCACACUAAACCCAACUCCUUUCUCCUCCUUCAUUGCUCUGCAAAACCCUAAUCAACAACAAUGGACACCUCACAGCCACCGUCUGCAUCAUGCUGGAGCAGCAUAGUAAAAAAACCACCGCCACCACAACAAACCCCAAAUACCAGCUUAAACCCCACAAAUAAUGCAUUCGUGGAGAGCUGCAAAUCAUCCAAAGGUAUAUCAAUGGCAGUAAUUGACGCCAACGCUUUAAUAGAAGGCGGCGAAAGGCUUCAUAAUUUAGCUGAUAAGUUCGUUACGGUCCCUGAAGUUCUCGCCGAGAUUCGCGACCCGGUGACACGUCACCGCCUCUCGUUUAUCCCCUUCACUAUCGACUCCCUGGAGCCUUCCAGUGAUGCCCUUAAUAAAGUUAUUAAAUUUGCAAGGGCGACGGGUGACUUGCACACCCUGUCAGAUGUUGAUCUUAAGCUUAUUGCCUUGAGUUAUACCUUAGAGGCGCAAAUUCAUGGAACGAAACAAAUUAGAGAUGCCCCGCCUCCUAUUCACACAAUUAAGGUGAAGAGGCUUCCCGAGAAGGACUUGCCUGGUUGGGGUUCUAAUGUUCCGAAUUUGAAAGAGUGGGAAGAUUUAGAACAGGAAUCUGGGGAUGGACCUAAUGUUAAUUCGAGGAUUCUUCCUUUGAAAGAGAUGAGCUUGAAUACGAUUCCCGUGGAUGAUAAAUCUGAAGUUGGUUCAAUGGUUUCGGGGAGUGAAGUGCAUUCUGAGAAUCACGAAGAUGUUGAGCAUGGUUUGAGAAAGCAUAGGAGAUAUCCACCGAAGAAAAAGGAGGUAAAUAUUGAGGGGAAGAUUGUAGCGGAUGGAAUUGAUGCUUCUCAGGGACAAUUUGAUGAUAAUGCUGGUGACUGGUUGCCUGCUGUUAGUCGAAGUACUCAUAGAAGGUUUCUUAGAAGGAAAGCUAGACGUGAGCAUAAUGAGGCGUUGAUUGAAAAUGAUAGCCAGCAAGAUCUGGAUAAACAUGUGGACCGCAACAAUGUUGAUGAAACUACUAUUCUAGAUCCACAGUUAGAAACAAUGGAUGCUGAUAAUGGGAUUUCUGAGGAGAGUGAGGUGAAGAAUGAUGAUGAAGAUCUCAGUUCAAUCCUCAAUCAAAUGAGGCUGGAAGAACAUUCAUUGGAAGCUCUUCAAGAAGGGAAUGAAGUGACUAGCACUUCACCAGAGCAUGAUUUUUCUGAUAACAUAGUUCUAGAAGCUUCAGCUGACACUAAUACAGAUGCUAUUUUUGAAGAAGGUGAGGCUGAUAUUGCCAAUGAAGAACUAGAGCACUUGGAGAUCUUAAGUGAGACCAAUGAAAGUGCUGAUGUGGCACAUGGUGAUGAUGAUAAUAGUGAGCAGAGCUGGAUGCUUAGGUCCUUGUCAGAGUCCAGUGUUGCUUGUGUGACUAGCGAUUAUGCUAUGCAAAAUGUACUUCUGCAAAUGGGCUUACGGUUGCUGGCACCUGGAGGAAUGCAAAUCCGCCAGCUGCACAGGUGGAUAUUGAAAUGUCAUGCGUGCUAUACUGUGACUGCUGAAAUUGGGAGAAUCUUUUGUCCAAAGUGUGGAAAUGGUGGCACUUUAAGAAAGGUUGCUAUUACUGUGGGUGAGAAUGGAAUCGUUAUGGCAGACCGUCGCCCACGUAUCAGUCUGCGUGGUACAAAAUUCUCACUGCCUGCACCACAAGGAGGAAGGGACGCAAUGACAAAGAAUCUCAUUCUGCGCGAAGAUCAACUCCCCCACAAACUUCUUUAUCCCAAGACAAAGAAGAAAGUGAAAAAAGAGGGGGAUGACUUGUUUGCUGCAGAUGAUAUAUUUCGGCACCAUACUGAUAAAAGAUCUCCCUUCCAGCCACCGGUGAGGAAGGCGUUGGCUGUUUUCAGUGGAAGGAGGAACCCGAACGACAAUCACUACUCCCGUCCUAAGAAUUGAUGCAAAUUUUUGCAUAAUUUAGUGUGCGUGUCAUUUAGAAUUUAUGUUCCUUGUUUCAUAACAAUACAUCAUUUUUUAUACUAGCGCUGGGACAUAAAAUUUGAUGUGCAAGUUUGGCAGGGAUGAGCACAAUUUUGUUAUGGCUUUUGUGUAAUGUAAAUGAAGACCAGAUGUCUACAAACUUUUCUGCUCAAGACACUAAACACUUAUCUUCAGUUAAUACACAAUUAGGGUUCA